GGUUCAGCUGCUUUCCCAUCGUCAUCAUUUUAAUGGAAUGGGUUGGAGAUAGCGCCCUCCCUUGGCAAAACGAGAAUGGACAAUUCUGCCUCUUACUCCUAAAGUCAAGGCCUCUUAUUAAACACCUUCAAACCCUCAUUUUCUAGGGCUUUUCUUGCAUUGCUCUGUAACAAUGCAGACAGCUUGUAUGUUUUCCCUCCUUUUGUUUCCGUUCCAGAUUAGAGAAAGGCAAUUUGAUGGCGGUGAGGAGGGAAGAGCGUGAUCUGGUGAUGGACCAUUCUAAAUCGCACAUCCAGUAGAUUCUUCUAGACAGCCAUGAGUCAGCCACCGACCGGGGGCGCUGCCCCUGCCGCCGCCGCCGCAGCUUCCGCCGCCACCGAGGCUCGCCUGCACCCGGAGGGCAGCAGCAGGAAGCAGCCGCGGGCUCAGUCACCCGCUCGACUGAGGGACAAUACGGGCCGCCAGACCCCAGCAGCUACCCGGUCCCCGGUGGGGGCAGGCACUAAGCUCAAUUCUGCUCGGCAGCAGCAAUUGCAGCAGCAGCAGCAGCAGCAGCAGCAGCAGCAGCAGCAGCAGCAGCUGCAGGGCACCAAGACCGCGGGCCGCGCGGUGCCCGGGGCCGGCGGCCGGGGCGGCGGCGGAGGCGGGGCGGAGAAGGCGGCGCCCGCGGCUCCCAAAGGGGCUGCGCCGGGAGCUGUCCAGCCCGCGGCCGGUGCUGAAGUGGCCCCCGCGGCAGCCCUGGCCCCGGGGGGCGGCCGGAGGCUUGGCCCCACGGAGGAGCCGCCCGGGAACCCAGAUCCCGUGCCCUCUAAGCUCGGGGAACCCCCUCCGCUCGGGGAAGAAAGAGGAGGGGGUGGGGAAGUAGGAGGAGCCGGCGGCGGCGGCUCUGGGGGAAGGGAGGGGGGCGCUCCGCAGCAGCCGCCGCCGCCGCCCAGGGGUUGGCGAGGGAAAGGAGGACGAGCUCCGCAGAGGGGCGGCAGCGGCGGGGAGGGGGCCUCCUCCCCUUCGCCAUCCUCCUCCUCCUCCUCCUCCGCGGCCAAAACCCUAGGCCCAAACCCCGGCAGCAGGAGCUCCGGGAGCGGCCUGGUGGGGGGAAGCCACGGCGGAGGGAGCUACUGGAAGGAAGGAUGCCUGCAGUCUGAGCUCAUCCAGUUCCAUCUCAAGAAGGAGCGGGCGGCGGCCGCGGCGGCCGCGGCUCAGAUGCUCACCAAGAACGGUGGCGGCGGCGGCAGCCCCCGGAGCUCCCCGGUCUCCGGCGCCCCUGCCGUGGGCGAAGCGCCCGCAGCCCCGGCCCCCUUCCCCAUGGCCGCGGCGGCCGAGGGGCCCCCGCAGGGCGCGGAGGGCAGCGCGGGCGGCGGCGGCGGCAUGCAGGCGGCGGCGCCCCCUCCCUCGCAGCCGCACCCGCAGCAGUGCCAGGAGCAGGAAGAAAUGCAGGAGGAGAUGGAGAAGCUUCGAGAGGAAAACGAGACUCUCAAGAACGAGAUCGACGAGCUGAGGACCGAGAUGGACGAGAUGAGGGACAGUUUCUUCGAGGAGGACGCCUGCCAGCUGCAGGAGAUGCGCCACGAGUUGGAGAGAGCCAACAAGAACUGCCGGAUCCUGCAGUACCGCCUCCGCAAGGCCGAGCGCAAGAGGCUCCGCUACGCGCAGACCGGCGAGAUCGACGGGGAGCUGCUGCGCAGCCUGGAGCAGGACCUCAAGGUUGCAAAGGAUGUGUCUGUGAGACUUCACCAUGAAUUGGAAAAUGUGGAAGAAAAGAGAACGACAACAGAAGAUGAAAAUGAGAAACUGAGGCAACAGCUUAUAGAAGUUGAGAUUGCAAAGCAAGCUUUACAGAAUGAACUGGAAAAAAUGAAGGAGCUCUCCUUAAAAAGAAGAGGAAGCAAAGAUUUACCGAAAUCUGAAAAAAAGACUCAACAGACUCCCACAGAGGAGGACAAUGAAGAUUUGAAAUGCCAGCUGCAGUUCGUGAAAGAAGAAGCCGCUCUGAUGAGGAAGAAAAUGGCCAAGAUCGAUAAAGAGAAGGACCGGUUUGAGCACGAGCUGCAGAAGUACAGAUCCUUUUACGGGGACCUGGACAGCCCCCUGCCCAAAGGCGAAGCCGGGGGCCCUCCCAGCACCAGGGAGGCCGAGCUCAAGCUCCGGCUGCGGCUGGUGGAGGAGGAAGCCAACAUCCUGGGCCGGAAGAUCGUGGAGCUGGAGGUGGAGAACCGAGGCCUCAAGGCAGAGCUGGACGACCUGCGGGGCGAAGACUUCAAGGGCUCGGGAGCCAACCCGCUCAUGCGGGAGCAGAGCGAGUCCCUGUCGGAGCUGCGGCAGCACCUGCAGCUGGUGGAGGACGAGACGGAGCUGCUGCGGAGGAACGUGGCCGACCUGGAGGAGCAGAACAAGCGCAUCACGGUCGAGCUCAACAAGUACAAGUUCAAGUCCGGCGGCGGCCACGACAACGCGCGGCACCACGACAGCGCCAAGACCGAGGCGCUGCAGGAGGAGCUGAAGGCGGCGCGCCUGCAGAUCAACGAGCUGAGCGGCAAGGUGAUGCAGCUGCAGUACGAGAACCGCGUGCUCAUGUCCAACAUGCAGCGCUACGACCUGGCCUCGCACCUGGGCAUCCGCGGCAGCCCCCGCGACAGCGACGCCGAGAGCGACGCGGGCAAGAAGGAGGGCAGCGACGACGACUCGCGGCCGCCGCACCGCAAGCGCGAGGGCCCGAUCGGCGGCGAGAGCGACCCGGAGGAGGCGCGCAGCAUCCGCUGCCUCACGCCCACCCGCUCCUUCUACCCCGCGCCGCCGGGGCCCUGGCCCAAGAGCUUCUCCUCCGACCGGCAGCACAUGAAGGACAUCCGCUCCGAGGCCGAGCGCCUGGGCAAGACCAUCGACCGGCUCAUCGCCGACACCAGCACCAUCAUCACCGAGGCGCGCAUCUACGUGGCCAACGGGGACCUGUUCGGCCUGAUGGACGAGGAGGACGACGGCAGCCGCAUCCGCGAGCACGAGCUGCUCUACCGCAUCAACGCGCAGAUGAAGGCCUUCCGCAAGGAGCUGCAGACCUUCAUCGACCGCCUGGAGGUGCCCAAGUCCGCGGAUGACCGCGGCGGAGCCGAGGAACCCAUAUCCGUGAGUCAGAUGUUCCAGCCUAUCAUUUUACUCAUCCUCAUUCUUGUAUUAUUUUCAUCACUUUCUUACACAACAAUAUUUAAACUUGUCUUCCUUUUUACGCUGUUUUUCGUACUGUAAAUAUUUCACCAUUUAUCAUUC
Pipistrellus kuhlii (Kuhl's pipistrelle) is the source of this 3258-nucleotide messenger RNA. RefSeq names its product SOGA family member 3 (gene MTCL3). Gene Ontology annotation, biological process: regulation of autophagy. The transcript is spliced from 6 exons. The record is from RefSeq and is a predicted model, not a curated record. The coding region runs from base 316 to 3237 and encodes 973 amino acids. Lineage: Eukaryota; Metazoa; Chordata; Mammalia; Chiroptera; Vespertilionidae.